CUGUUUAUAUAAAAGGGUGAAAAGUCCAAAACCCUAGCAGCCGGCUGGUAUGAAAGGGUGGAAGGUCCAAAACCUAGCAGCCUCCUCAGAAAAACUAGUCAAGGCGAAUAUGGUGUCGGGGUCAGUUAUCAUCGAUGCAAAGAAUCACAUGCUUGGUAGAGUAGCAUCGAUCAUAACGAAAGAGCUGCUGAAGGGUAAUAAAGUGGUUGCGGUUAGAUCCGAAGAGAUCUGUAUCUCAGGAGGACUUGUUCGCCAGAAAAUGAAAUACAUGAGAUUCCUCCGUAAGCGCAUGAACACGAAGCCUUCUCAUGGUCCCAUCCACUUCCGCGCUCCUGCUAAGAUUUUAUGGCGCACUAUUCGUGGAAUGAUUCCUCACAAGACUAAACGUGGAGCGGCCGCGAUUGCACGUUUUAAGGCGUAUGAGGGGAUCCCACCUCCGUAUAAUAAGAUGAAGAGGGUGGUAAUACCUGAUGCUCUCAAGGUUUUGAGGCUUCAGGCUGGACAUAAGUACUGUUUGUUGGGCAAGCUUUCAUCUGAGGUUGGAUGGAACCACUAUGACACUAUUAAGGAGCUUGAGAGGAAGAGAAAGGAGAGAGCUCAGGUUGCAUAUGAGAGGAAGAAGCAGUUGACAAAAUUGCGGGUUAAAGCUGAGAAGACUGCUGAGGAGAAGCUUGGCCCCCAGCUUGAAGUUAUUGCACCUAUCAAGUAUUAAGCAUUGAAACGCGGUUAAAUUUCUUUAGCAUUUCGUUGCAAUGUUUCUGUCCAUUUGUGCAGGGUACAUCUGCCUCGCUGCAAUUUUUCAAGUAGAAGAUGUCGUGUUAUAAAUUGUUAUCUGACUUGGGUUUUCAAAUUAGCUAUGUUUGUGUCAUUAAUUGUCGCGUACUCCAUUAUACAUUUUUUACUUAAUUUGUGAUGUCAUUUGUAUUU
Messenger RNA from Quercus robur (English oak), 927 nucleotides. RefSeq names its product 60S ribosomal protein L13a-4-like. Gene Ontology annotation, biological process: translation; negative regulation of translation. NCBI's taxonomy places the organism in Eukaryota, Viridiplantae, Streptophyta, Magnoliopsida, Fagales, Fagaceae. The transcript has 4 exons. Gene Ontology annotation, molecular function: structural constituent of ribosome; mRNA binding. Gene Ontology annotation, cellular component: cytosolic large ribosomal subunit; ribosome. The record is from RefSeq and is a predicted model, not a curated record. The coding region runs from base 50 to 712 and encodes 220 amino acids.